CCUCCUACCGAAUCCUCUCUCUCUCUCUCUAAAAUGUCUCUCUUGCUGGAACUCUUUCCGCUCUCUUCUCUCUCUUCAUCAUCUCAGCGUCCCACGGCCCCGGUGCUCUCGCCGGAUAUGGUCACACCGUCGCACCCACUCACUUCAUUUGCAAAUUCACCUGCUUCCAAUCGUCGGCGCUCAAUUUCUUGCAAAUCACACACUACUAAAGCUUUUGCAGUUCCGCGGAGGAAUGCAAUGGCCUUGAUCUUUUCGAGUUAUAUCUUCUCACGAAUUAAUUUGCACGAUGUUGCAUCUGCUCAACAAUCUGUGGAGUUCAGGGAAUAUAUAGAUACUUUUGAUGGCUAUUCGUUCAAGUACCCACGGAACUGGAUUCAAGUUCGAGGUGCUAAUGCAGACAUAUUCUUCAGGGAUCCGUUCGUUCUUGAUGAAAAUAUAUCAGUUGAGGUAUCCUCUCCUUCAUCCUCUAGUUACAAAACCGUGGAAGAUUUGGGUCUGCCACAAGAAGCAGGAGAGAAAGUACUUAGGCAGUAUUUGACAGAGUUCAUGUCUACUAGACUUGGUGUGAGGCGUGAAUCGCACAUUCUGUCUACAUCUUCAAGAGUAGCUGAUGAUGGGAAGAUAUAUUAUCAAGUUGAGGUAAACAUAAAGUCAUAUGCAAGCAACAAUGAGCUAGCUGUGAUGCCACAAGACCGAGUAGUUCGUUUGGAAUGGGACAGGCGAUACCUUUCAGUUCUUGGAGUUGAAAACAACCAGUUGUAUGAAUUGAGACUACAGACACCGGAAAAUGUAUUUGCAGAGGAGGAGAAUGAUCUUCGACAAGUUAUGGAUUCCUUUAGAGUAAACAAGGUGGCCGUUUGAUCAAUUACGUGCAUUGAAUUUUUUCCCUAAAAUUUUGUCAUUCUUUGAUUUCAAUUUAUGUAUGUUGCAUAACUUUACUACGGAUUAUUCUUCUAGCUGUUCUGUUUUAUUAUCUUGUACUGGUGAUUAAAUGUAAUCAUCCCUAAGUUACCUUCA
This is a messenger RNA of Cornus florida, 1017 nucleotides long. Its product is annotated as psbP domain-containing protein 1, chloroplastic. The record is from RefSeq and is a predicted model, not a curated record. Gene Ontology annotation, molecular function: calcium ion binding. Gene Ontology annotation, cellular component: photosystem II; extrinsic component of membrane; photosystem II oxygen evolving complex. Gene Ontology annotation, biological process: photosynthesis. The transcript is spliced from 3 exons. Bases 34 to 861 code for a protein of 275 amino acids. NCBI's taxonomy places the organism in Eukaryota, Viridiplantae, Streptophyta, Magnoliopsida, Cornales, Cornaceae.